GGCUGCGUGGCAAGGCCGACACCCCGGCCCACGGUUCUCCGCGCAGAGCGGCCCGGGACCAGGGCCCGCCCGGGGCGUCCGCGCCCGGGAGUGCCCCGAGGCAGCGCGACUCCACCUCUGAACAUUCCAAAGGUCGGGGACUGGCAGCUUCUCGGUCUUCUCAUCUGGGAAAUAGGGAUACCACCAUCUGGUCUGAAAAGUGGGUCUUCUCUCCGGUGGUCGCAGGGGAAGUCGUGAAUGUGCAAAGCCUCUGCUGCACCUCCAAACGACUAUGCUGAGCUACACAAUUAGGUCCCUAACCGGACCGUGACCUACCCGCAGUCUCGGGCCCUUUUCCCUAAACCCGGAGCUGUAGGGCGCAGAAAUUCCAGCUGUCUGCCCCGGGGUGCCCCCUGCCGACCUCUCCUCACCGGGCGCCCGGCCACGUCCACUCCCCAUGCCCACUGCAGCCACCCGGCUUUCUCGCCUGAAGCCAAGGGCCUCCACGCCUCAGGGCCUUUAGACGUGCCGUUCCUUCUGCCUGAAUGCGCUUCCUACCGCUUCGCAUAGCCAAAUCCCACCGACCUCGAAAAAAUGAAACCCUCCUUUUCCCCAGGCCCCCUCCUCUGCUUCCCACCCGCCGGCCCCUCUGUAACUGCUGGGGAGGGGACGUCAAGCCGCGGCCUCACACAGUGGGACUCGAUGCCGGACCGUGGGGACCACGGACAUCCACUGGCACACCCGUUCCACUCGGGUCCGUGCAGACUCGCCCCGGGCACGGGGCCCGCGUUUCCAUGUGGAUUCUUCGCGAGCAAAACUCCCGUGUGCUGCUCGAUAAAGAAACUGAGUCCCGACUAGUGAGCGAUUCGGUCCGCCCUGCGGCAGGGACUGAGGUGGGAUUCCGGCCGUCGGGCGGAGCCCCCUCCCCUACGGUCCGGCCCCGGGGCGGCGCCUCGACUUUAUCUCCGGAUGCCCAGCCGGUGCUGACCCCAAAAGGAAAUGGGCGGCGGAGGGCUGAACGAACCCCUGGCCUCGUCUCUAGUCUGAGCGGCUCGCCUUCCUUCCCCUCCCGCCCCCCGCCCCCGGAGGCUGGAGCCUGGCCGGCUGUCCCUUCGACGGUCAGAGGAGCGGGGAUAGGGCGGGCUGGACCGCGCCCCCCCAGCCCGACCAGUAGCUAUUCCCUUUACCUCCGGCCCCUUAGACACACCCCUAUCGUCCCCUCCCAAGACUUCGAGGUUGCUGACUCCUCCCAGGAGACCUGCCCUACCCCGCUUACUCUGCCCAACACCACCCCCCCACCCCCCGGUUUCGGGGCUCGCCAAGGUGCCCCUUCCGCCCGGGCGGGGUGGAUGCGGACUGAGUCCCGACACCUGGGCAGUGCGGGCUCUAGGGGUCUGUGGGGACUGAGUUGCCAGUGGAAGCGUUCUGGAGGGUGGGGCGGGUUCUUCGGGUUUCCCCGGGAAAGGAAACACACACCCAGCUGCUGUCUCCCUACCCUCUCUGAUACAGCAGCUGGGGUCGCCGUGCAGUUUAUUUUUAUGUUUCGUUGGUUUGCACUCCAGGAGAAAUCAAGUCAUGGGGACUGUGAGCCGAGAAACACUAGGACUCAGCCAGGCUCGGUCUGGCAACUCGGGACAUCAGCCAGCAUCUCAGCUUCCCCCUCUGACAGCUGGGGUCCCACCCGGGCAAAGUGGGCAGGCUGAGAGAAAGACAGGAAGCCCUGCCCCGAGGCCCUGAGGCACACCUGGUGUACCUUCCCACAGGGCAGGGUGGAUGCGGAGUGAGUCGGGAGGUCUGGGGGUGUGUAGUGAUAAGAGUUGUAGGUGGAAGCUUUUGGGGAGAGUUAAGGUGUCAGGCCACUCCCAGCUGGAGGAUUCUCUAGUUAGAUCUGAACACAGGGGUGGGGGGUGGGGAGGGUAGGCUGGGAGGACCAGGGCUACUGGGAAAGGGGCAGCCUUUUGGGUAGGGAGGGGUCCGGGCAGGGAAAUGACUGGCCUUGGCCUGACCUCAUGGCUAACCUCUUACCCAGGCCCAGGGCCACCCCUCAGCUGGCCCUUUGGUCCCCUCCCUCUUCCUUCCCCCCAAGUUCUAAGUUCCAAGCUUGACUGCUCAUGUGACCAGCUGGCCUGUUUCUCUGGGGAACUCCCAACAAGGCUGUGUCUCUAGCUUUUGCACACACUGAUACACAACCCCAACUCCUAGCAUGCUCACCUCCCCCUUGAGAGUUCCCCCUCCAUCUAUUCAGUUUUCAGAAUACUGUCUAGUACUUGAUUUUCUCUGGACCUUGCCUCACUUUUUCCAGGUGUGCUGACACUGUUACCGGUUUGUUGUGGUUUACUUACCGCCCAACUCCGCCAGGUUAGUCUUUAUUUAGAGACUGUGCCUCCCUCCCCCUUGUCCAGCUCAGACCUGGUGCCCAACUAAUGCCUAGAGAAUUGUUUAAAAAGGUGGACAAGGGGUACAGCUGGGGGCACCUCCGGGAAGUAGGGAAAAGGGUCUCCCUUUUCUUGGCUACCUGGCCCCCAUUCAUCCCCUCUUCCAGUUCCUGUGGGCCCCAUCUUCUCCAGGGCGCCAGGAGAAGAGGAUUGGGCAGAUUUCUAGUCCGGGUAUCUCGCCACCGUUGUGUAGGGUGAGCCAGACCUGUCCCAUCCCAGUCCUCUUAGAGGGCCCCACUUGUUUUGUUGCCCUUUUAAGAAAGAGGAAAUUCUUCUCAUAAACAAGCGCCUCAACCUGAGCUCGGAGCCCGACUGCCUGCCCCGCUGCAUCCCCGGGAAAUCGGGGGUGCUUCCAGGCACACCGCCCACUCCAAGCUCAAUCCAGGGGG
Cervus elaphus (red deer) is the source of this 2803-nucleotide messenger RNA. Its product is annotated as atherin-like. The transcript is spliced from 2 exons. Bases 525 to 1682 code for a protein of 385 amino acids. Lineage: Eukaryota; Metazoa; Chordata; Mammalia; Artiodactyla; Cervidae. The record is from RefSeq and is a predicted model, not a curated record.